UUCACCACCUCGACUGGUGGAGGACGCGCGGUGUUUUCUCGCUUCAUGGAUUUGAUGGUUUCCAUCCAGCUCACGAGGACGCAUUGGAGUCUGAUGGCUGUUUGUUUGCUCCUAAAAUCAAAGGCUCAUUCACUCCAACGGUGAGUUUCUUGGCGUAGCUAACGUCAGAACACGCGAUGGCGGAGCCGCAGGCUUCCCAACCCGUGGCGGGAUCCUUGUACGAGCUUGGCUCCUCCGAGGCAACCACUCCAACCCGGGACUCUGUGGAGAUUGCAGCGGCGGCAGCUGCGCUGAGCAUCAGCGAUACCCACGCCGCGGGCACGCGAGCAUACCUGGACGUGUCGGCAGCUGCACUCGCUGGUGGUGGAUACCCGGUGUACGGGGCCGAGGGAGUGUACUCGAACGGACGGUACAGGGAACACAGCAGCCCGCGGAUCGGUAUACGAAAUCGCGACAGUUCUGCGGAGCGGUGCCCAGGCACCGGGAAUCCACCUUGCGGUAUUAUGAAGGAUGGUUCAAAGCAGAGGCAGUCAAGGAAGAAGACAGUUUCCUUCAGCUCCAUGCCAAAUGACCGUAAGAUGAAUAGCACAGCUGCCUGCAUGGCCUUCAUGAUGGAAGGCUGCGAGAUGAAGAAAGUCCGCUCCAAUUCUCGCAUGUACAAUCGUUACUUCCUGUUGGACCCUGACAUGCGCUGGCUCCGCUGGGAGCCAUCCAAGAAAGACUCUGAGAAAGCCAAGCUUGAGAUCAAGACCAUCAAAGAUGUUCGAUUGGGCAAGAAAACACCUGUCCUGCGCAGCAAUGGUCUCUCUGAUCAGUUUCCGGAUGAGUGCGCUUUCUCAAUUAUAUAUGGAGACAACUAUGAGUCCCUGGAUCUGGUUGCAAGCACAGCAGAUGUGGUAAGCACAUGGGUGAUGGGACUGCGGUACCUGGUCUCCUAUGGGCGACACAUGGUGGGUGUAGUCGAGGCAUGUCAGCCUAGUGUAAGAACAUCCUGGAUUGGCUCAGUGUUUGAGCUAGCUGAUCCGGAGAGGCAAGGACACAUUGACCUCUUUCGAGCCACUCAAAUUAUCAAGGGCCUCAAUCCUGGUAUGAGAGAGUCUCGCAUUGAACAAAAGUUCAAAGAGACACAGAAAGCCAAGGACUGCUAUGGUGAAGGCAUUGAUUUAGACACGUUUGUAGAGGCCUAUUGUGAACUGUGCACACGCCCUGAGAUCUUUUUCUUGCUUGUACAAUUCUCCAGCAACAAAGAGUACCUGGACUCCAAAGACUUAAUGUUAUUUGUGGAGGUGGAGCAGGGAGUGGAGGGAGUCACAGAAGAAAUGUGUUGGGAGAUUGUACGCAAGUACGAACCUUCCACUGAAGGACGCAACAAUGGCUACUUGUCCAUUGAUGGCUUCACACACUACCUCCUGUCAUCCGAGUGCCACAUUUUCGACCCUCAGCACAAGCGUGUUUGUCAUGACAUGACACAGCCCCUUUCACACUACUACAUCAACUCUUCCCAUAAUGCCACACUUUUGGAGGAUCACUAUUGGGGUUCGGCAGACCUCAGCAGCUAUGUCCGUGCACUACGCAUGGGCUGUCGAAGUUUGGAGGUUGUGGUGUGGGAUGGACCUGACUGCGAGCCUGUGGUCUAUGUUGGGAGUUCAGUUGCCUCCCAUCUGGCCUUCUGUAAAGUUCUGGAUGUCAUUAACCAGUAUGCCUUUGAGAGCUCAGAGUAUCCGCUAAUCCUCUGCCUAGUCACACACUGCAGCAUCCCCCAGCAGAAGGUCAUGGCUCAACACAUGAAGAAGAUCCUUGGGGACAAACUGCACACUGAGCCUCCCAUUGCAGAGGAUUACCACUUGCCCUCUCCUGAGAAACUCAAGGGAAAGAUACUCAUCAAAGGGAAGCAGCUGCCUCCAGACUUGCAAGACUCUGAAGGGGAGGUGACGGAAGAAGAAGAAGGGUUCGAGAUGUCUAGGAGAAUGUUAGGUGGAAAUGAUAAGGACCAGCUCAAUGGGAUUGGCUGCAAACGUUUGUGGCUCUGUAGAGAACUGUCCGAUCUAGUAACCCUCUGCAAGUCUGUACAGUUCAGAGACUUUAAGACAUCAAAACGGGAACAGAAGCAUUGGGAGAUUUGCUCCUUUAACGAGGUCGAUGCCAACCACUUUGCCAAUGAAUUUCCAGAGGACUUUGUCUCCUAUAACAAGCGAUUUCUGUCACGAGUGUACCCUACACUCAUGCGCAUUGAUGCUAGCAACAUGAACCCACAGGAUUUUUGGAAGUGCGGUUGCCAAAUUGUGGCCAUGAAUUACCAGACUCCGGGCCUGAUGAUGGAUUUGAACUUUGGCUGGUUUAGGCAAAAUGGAAACUGUGGCUAUGUCCUGCGUCCUGCCAUAAUGCGUGAUGAGGUGUCGUAUUUCAGUGCCAAUGCUCGUGACUCACUGCCUGGAGUCUCAGCCCAGCUUCUCCACAUCAAGGUAAUUAGUGGUCAAAAUCUACCAAAGCCUCGGGGCUCGGCUGCUAAAGGCGAUGUUGUUGAGCCAUACAUCUAUGUGGAGAUCCAUGGAAUUCCAGCAGAUUGCGCAGAACAACGAACCAAGACUGUCUCACAAAAUGGUGACAAUCCCAUUUUUGAUGAAAGCUUUGAAUUCCAGAUUAAUCUUCCAGAAUUGGCUGCUUUGCGAUUCGUUGUCCUCGACGAUGACUACAUUGGCGAUGAAUUUAUUGGCCAGUACACCAUUCCUUUUGAGUGCCUGCUUCCUGGUUACCGGCAUGUACCAUUGCAAUCACUUACAGGGGAGUUUUUGGCCAAUACCACGCUGUUUGUUCAUAUUGCCAUUACAAAUAGGCGAGGUGGGGGCAAGGCACAUAAGAGGGGUCUCUCUGUGAGAAAGGGCCGCAAGGCAAGGGAAUACACCUCCACCAAGACCACAGGGAUUAAAGUGGUAGAUGAGCUAUUCAGGGCAUCAACCCAGCCACUACGGGAAGCAACAGACCUACGGGAAAAUGUACAGAAUGCCAUGGUGUCGUUCAAGGAGCUCUGCGGGCUGACUCCAGCAGCUAAUAUGAAACAGUGUAUCCUGACUGUGUCCUCCUGGAUGAUGAACAGCGAGCGAGCGCUACGGGUAACGGUGGACCUAAGCGAGGCCUAUCCCACCAUGGAAGCCCAGGGCCCCAUUCCAGAGCUACUCAAAAAAGUGCUCACCGCUUAUGAUACGAUGAUCCAGACGAGUCGUACACUGAUCGAAUCAGCCGAUGGUGUGCACUCUAAACUCACACAAGCACAGCGAGCAGGGUUGGACUUUCACGAGGACCUGCAUCGGAUCGGGACGAGGGAAGGACUGAAAGGGAGGAAGCUACAGAAGGCCAUGGAGAGUUACGCUUGGAACAUCACUGUGCUGAAGGGCCAGGCAGACCUGUUGAAGCAUGCGAAAGGAGAGGCAAUAGACACUUUGCGACAGAUUCACUGUGCUGCUCACUCAUGCGGCCUGGUCAAGAACGGAGCCUCUACGUCCCCUGCCUCACCUCUACUGCCGCCUCACGCACGACUCCUCCACACUAUCCAUGAGACUGAGACAGAUAACACCAUCCUUCACUGAUAGAGAGUCAGAUAGAGAGAGAACAAAACAAACAGCAACAAAGAAAGAUGAAACAGCAAAUAUUCAAUUUUCUCAGUUUUAGAACAAGAUAGAGAAAACCGAGAGAGUCAGGUGGGUUGAGUCACUGAAGGACACACAGGAGACAGUUUAACUUUGCUUUGCUCUCUUCUCAGCUUUACCUGGCAGGCUCAGGUCUUAAAAUGAUAUUCCCACUGAGGAGUCAUGUCUCAAAAGAUUUCACUAGCUUGCUCUCCUGUGACAGAGCUGCUGUAAAACAAAACAGCUGUGAUUUGCAUUAAGUGAUCAGACCUCCUCUAGCCAUGACUUCAUUCAAAUGUAAACCCCAAUCUUGAGCAGUGUUUCUCAAUUGGUUUUGCUUCAGGACCCAGAUUUUACAUUGGACAUCAAGUACAGUCGUUAUUGUACAAAAGUGUACAAAAAUCAAGUAUUAAAAUAUAUAUUAAAACUACUGCAAAUUGCAAAGGUCCAACAAUAUAUUUAACUAUUAUCAUGACAGGCUGAAUAGGAAUAUAAUUUUUUUUAAUGUGAAAACAAGCUGAAUUGUGAUUAACCAUCCUAGCACAUUGAACAAAGACUGGGCCAAAUGUUGUAUUAUCAUUAGCCAUUUCAUCAUAGGACAGAUUCAUUUGUGGCAAAAUACUAUAGAACGUGAUUGGACGCACAUCCACAAAAGCCAUGUCGGAUAUGAGAUACAUGCUCUGUAGGUCGUCACAAUGCAAGUGAAUGGGUAUCAAAGCUUUGAAGCUCCAAAAUGCACAUAAAGGCAGCAUAAAUGUAAUCUAUAAGACUCCAGUGGUUAAAUAUAACCAUGAUAGAUGUGGUUGAGAAACAGAUCUAUAUUUAAGUCCUUUUUUUACCAUAAAUUCUUCUCCCUACCCAGGUGGUGAUAUGCACAAAGAAUGCAAAUUGGCAAAAACAAAAGAAGAAGAAUGUGAAGUGAAAGUGAAAGUGGAGAGUUCUAACAAAAAUAUGAUCAUAGUGAAAAUACAGAACUAGUUGUUUUAAACCAACAUACAAAAGCUCUGCUAGAGAAAACACAUAUUUACACAUUAGACUUUUGUCUACAAAUUUUAUCGUAACUGAUAUAGGCAUUGUGACAACUUUACUAUGGUCUCCACUGUAUGUUUUGGUGUAUUUCAUUAUUUUAUUUUAGAAUUGCGCUUUCUGUGCUUUCUGUGACCCUAUCAGAACAGACCUGCACCCCACCCAUUGAUAACCACUGCUUUAGCAAAUCAGUCAUUUUCUGCAAUUUAAUAUAUUUUUGACCUUCCUUGAUCCCAGAUGACCCCAGAUAGCCCAAUAACUUUCACGAGGUGCAUUGCUACUCCACUGAAAAGGAAGUCAGAUAUAUCGAGCUUUCAAAGAAAGAUUCUGAAGUAAUCUAAACACUCAUUUGAUAUCAGAACUGCAGAUUGUGCUCUCUCACUCCAACCUCUGGCUUCUCCAAACAUUGUUUGAUUAUUCUAAAUUGGGUAACAUUAGAACUGUCAGCUUAAUACGUCUUGGUCCUAAAAGGGGCCUUUCUCUAGAGGUCUUGUGUGUGAGUAUGUGUGUAUAUAUACGGUAUGUAUGUGUGGUGCGUAUAUGGUGUAUUUUGGACAAAAGAAAACAUGUAACCUGUUUAUAACUGGAAACUGGACAUCUCCUGUUGAGACGGGCUCAACUGGGAAGACUAGAAACUCUGGGACAAUUAUUAUCUCAGCACCACUGAGGAUCAGACAAAUAAAUAUUUCAAUAAUUAAGAAUUAAAAAAAGUCAAGGACACUUUUUCAUUUCAUUAAGGACACUUUCACACCUGAUAAUACACCCUGUUCAUGAAUAUUCUGAAUUGUUAUUACUGCUGUUACUAUUGUGGGUAGGUGUUAAUUGAAUUUAAGGUCAUUUUAUAUUUGCAGAUAACAAAAAACAGGUGUCAUUCUGUAUCAGUCGUUCAUUGGAAACCUCACAGGACAAGGAAAGAUGAAUGCUCUGGAGAUGAGGGUGAAACAUAGAUUGGCUAAAUAAAUUAUUGUCAAAUGACAUGUGAUUGAGAUUAUAUUAGUCAUUUAUAAAGUCCAAAUGAUGUUAUAUAAA
Messenger RNA from Xyrauchen texanus (razorback sucker), 5678 nucleotides. RefSeq names its product inactive phospholipase C-like protein 2. The record is from RefSeq and is a predicted model, not a curated record. The transcript has 6 exons. Gene Ontology annotation, molecular function: phosphatidylinositol-4,5-bisphosphate phospholipase C activity. The coding region runs from base 177 to 3584 and encodes 1135 amino acids. Gene Ontology annotation, biological process: intracellular signal transduction; lipid metabolic process. Lineage: Eukaryota; Metazoa; Chordata; Actinopteri; Cypriniformes; Catostomidae.